AUGGUGACUGGAGGAGAGAGAUUGAGCCUGGCGAAAUUUCAUGAAAAAUCAGUCGUUCUCAAGCUUUUUCCGACGAAACAGGCAACGGCUGGCGUCGUGGAAGGGUUGGGGUUCGACGGAGGGGUCGGGCUGAUCCUUUUGGCACCGGUCCCGUGCGUUGCCAUGGCCAGAUGUGGUGGUUCGAAGAGAAAGAAGGGAUCAAGCUGA
Messenger RNA from Prunus armeniaca (apricot), 207 nucleotides. The record is from the annotation of a GenBank genome assembly. NCBI's taxonomy places the organism in Eukaryota, Viridiplantae, Streptophyta, Magnoliopsida, Rosales, Rosaceae.